Messenger RNA from Gallus gallus (chicken), 3987 nucleotides. RefSeq names its product kelch repeat and BTB domain containing 4 (gene KBTBD4). Gene Ontology annotation, molecular function: protein binding. The record is from RefSeq and is a predicted model, not a curated record. The transcript is spliced from 3 exons. Bases 1532 to 3220 code for a protein of 562 amino acids. NCBI's taxonomy places the organism in Eukaryota, Metazoa, Chordata, Aves, Galliformes, Phasianidae.
GGGUGGCCGGAAGUGGCGAGUGCCUGGCGGCGCCUGGCGCAGGGUGAGGGGCGAGGGGGAGCCGCUGGGGCACCCCGGGGCGGCGGCGGCGGGAGGCUCCGGGGCGGCGGCAUGAAGGGAGGCGCCGCAGGUGGGUGUCGCACCGGGUGAAGCGGGGCCGGGGCCUGCUGUGCCGUGCCGUGCUGUGCGGAGGAGAAGCCGGGGGGGCUCGGGUGCGGAGUGCCGCAGCGCCGCGCUCACCUCCCGGCGGCCGUGCUGUGCUGUGCUGUGCGCUCGCAGCGCUGUGCGGCCCUCAGCUUCCCGAGAAUUGGCCUUCCGUUUUUUCUGAGGCGUUAUGUCUGCUAUAAAUCCCACGUCCGUCCUCGUGUCUGUAGCCGUUGCUGACGCUUCCCCGUGACGCGGCCCCAGCCCUCGGGAGCUGCGCGGGCUGCGGGCAGCCCUUCCCGCCGUGGGUUUUGGGGCUGCGGCUGUUGGGUGCCUGACUGGGAGCGCUGCGGGACAGGCUCGUACCUGCUAAAGCUGGAAGCGUAGGGCUGAGGUGUUCUGGGUCAUUUCCUCAGUCUCGUACGGCAUAACGGAUGGUGCAUUCAGUCCGACGGACAAAGAGGUCGUACUUAAGACGGACCGUUCAGGAUGGGAGGGACCUGUCCAGCCCAUGAGGCGGGGAACUGCCUCCAGUGCACAAAGCUUGAGUGAAGACUUAGGAGCUGUCCUGCACCAGCAGAGCUGCUGCAAGAACAUGCAUGUUUGAAGGCAUGGGAAAGUAACCAUUAAUCUCCUGGAGACAAGUCAUGUAUUUGAGAAAUCAUGUUCAGUAUUAAUAGUUCAGGUUUGCUUUCGGUCACCAUAGUUGAAUAGUUGAGGUGUAGAACUAGAGGGAAUGCAAGCAGGCCUCUGUUUGUUCUUGAUGCUGCCAGGAGCCAUGUUAAAGAAAAGCCCCUUUUCUACAGCAGUCCUUAGCUGGGUCAGAAGCUCCUUCGACCCAGAACACUGCCAGUUAUCUCUUUUGCCUGCUCAGCAGUGUUGCAGACUUUGUUCACCUUGUCACUUGGGAAAUGGUGACUAACAGCAUCUAGCAAGUCAUUUGCAUGCUGAAAAUGUGUGGCACAUCAGCAAAUAUGGCCAUCGCUUACCUUGUGUAGUUAGCUCGAAGGACUGGUGGUUGUGUCUGGCAGACUUUUUGGUAAAAACAAAACCACCCUACUUGGUGCACUGCAAAAAUUCAUCACGUUGUUUUUGGAUGCUAAUUAACCGUGCUCUUUGCAGUACGAUACUUUAACCCAUUUCUCUCCCACCUAUCUCAGCUGCAGUAGGGUCACUUUCGCUGGCCUUACAAGUAUUUCUUUGUGUCAGUGAAAUGAGUUGUGGAAAGAUGCAAAUCUUCUGAUUGUGCUGGGAUGCUGUGCUCACUGGAAGUUUGGUAUAUACUGUAAUUUUAAUCAUGCCAACUUCUAAUUUGUUUCAGCUGUUUUAGUUUCUGAAACUCAAGCAGAAGCUUCUGGCUGUGCUAUUUAUGUUCAGUCUCUGAAAUAUGCUGGCUGCUUACCAAUACGCUUGGUUUCCCCUCUAUCCCGAAGGAUUGCAUAAUGUUGUUAGUGGAGGGAGAAAGCCUUUUAAUCAUGAUUUUACAGAUUGCUGGAGGUCAGAUCUGUGUGGCACCAUGGACUCGUCAGAAGAGACUGGAGGCUCCUCUGCUGAAGAGAACUACUUUGUUAACUACACCUUCACUGAUCGCUCGCACUCAGGCCGCGUGGCCCAGGGGAUUAUGAAAUUAUGUUUGGAGGAUGAGCUCUUUGCUGACGUUACAAUAUCAGUGGAAGGCAAAGAAUUCCAGCUGCACCGUUUGGUCCUCUCAGCUCAGAGCUGCUUCUUUCGUUCCAUGUUCACUUCUAACCUGAAGGAGGCUCACAACCGGGUGAUUGAGCUGCAGGAUGUUAGUGAGAGUGUCUUUCAGCUCCUUGUGGACUAUAUUUACCACGGGACUGUAAAGCUGAGGGCCGAGGAGUUGCAGGAAACCUAUGAAGUGGCAGAUAUGUACCAGCUGACUGCCCUUUUUGAAGAAUGUUCCCGUUUUCUGGCCCGUACAGUGCAGGUCAGGAACUGUCUGCAGGUGAUGUGGCUGGCAGACCAGCACAGUGACAUGGGGCUCUACACGGCUGCCAAACACUGUGCAAAGUCACAUUUGUCUCAGCUGCAAGACACGGAAGAGUUCCUGCACCUACCUCUUCGCCUACUGACAGACAUCCUCACAGAUGGCGUUCCAUGCUCUCAGAAUCCAACGGCUGCCAUAGAAACCUGGAUCAACUUCAACAAGGAGGAGCGUGCAGGCUUUUCAGAGACUCUGCGAUCAAGUCUGAAGGUGAUUGGAGAAAACGUUCACAUCUACCUGAUUGGAAAGGAGUCAUCACGAACACAUUCACUCGCUGUCUCUCUGCAUUGUGCUGAUGAUGACUCCAUCAGUGUGAGUGGCCAGAACAGCCUGUGUCACCAGAUUACAGCUGCCUGCAAGCAUGGCAGUGACCUAUACGUCGUUGGUGGCUCCAUUCCGCGACGCAUGUGGAAAUGCAACAAUGCAACUAUAGACUGGGAAUGGUGUGCCCCUCUGCCCCGCGACCGGCUUCAGCACACUCUUGUCUCCGUGCCAAGCAAGGAUGCAAUAUACUCCCUUGGGGGCAAAACUCUGCAAGACACUCUCUCUAACGCUGUCAUAUAUUACAGAGUACGAGACAAUGUCUGGACAGAGACCAGCCAGUUGGAGGUGGCUGUCUCUGGGGCUGCAGGUGUAAAUCUUAACGGUGUCAUUUACCUGCUGGGCGGGGAGGAAAAUGACUUGGACUUCUUCACCAAGCCUUCUCGGCUUAUUCAGUGCUACGAUACCAACACAGAGAAAUGCCACGUGAAGCCAUAUGUACUGCCUUUUGCAGGGCGCAUGCAUGCUGCUGUACACAAGGAUGUGGUGUUCAUUGUAGCUGAGGGGGAUUCGCUGCUUUGCUAUAAUCCCUUGCUGGAUAGCUUCACCCGGCUGUGCCUGCCAGACGCCUGGAGCUCAGUACCGUCCCUCUGGAAGAUUGCCAGCUGCAAUGGCAGCAUCUACGUUUUUCGAGACCGCUAUAAAAAGGGCGACGCAAAUACUUUUAAACUCAACCCAGCCACCUCUGUUGUAACAGUCACAAGUGGCAUCAAAGUGCUGCUCACUAACCUGCAGUUUGUCCUGGCCUAAUGGGUAAGAGCAGGCCCAGUAAUAGGACAGGCGGCGAUGGUGUUCUGCUGUGCAGCUCAGAGGUACCCGCCACCCUCAGCACCGGUCCCAUUUACUACAAGCUCACAACAUCCAGUAAAGAGCCCAUCUGCACAGAGGAAGUACAGGCCUGUUCUUUUAGAUAGCACUAUUAAAGCUGAACUGAUGCAUCUUAGAUUUCAGAUGGACUAAAUGCUAUUACUGUGAUCCCUUGAUGAUAAGCUGCUUGUGUUUGAGGCCCAAACCACAGCAAGUGGCUUUUUUAGCUUGGAACCCGUCCACAAAUCCCAUAGCAUAUGGAGGACAUCCUCCUUGGCACAGACAGUAAGUUUUAACUGCCCGGGAGAUUACGUGUUGCUGCCAUUGUCAGUCGCAGAGUUAGAUUUGUGCUGUCUGUCCUCCAGGGAUGUCCCCACUUAAACGUUCCUGUGUCCCUACUGCAGGAGAGACUGGCAGAAACAUUUACAGCAGACAGAUUCCAGAGCUGACCCCAAGUAGGUUGUGUUAUUCAGCACUUCUCCUAGAGGAGUGGUAACAAACUGGGAGUUUGCUUAUUGCUCUGUCAUCACCAAGCAUAAAGGAGAUUGUUCGUAUGAGCAUUGGCUUCCUUUACUGUACAGGAAAUGCCCACCUGUAGUUAUAACAUACUAUUGGUAAAAGAUGGAAUUAAGACCACUUCCUCCUACCCCUCUCUGUUGGCACUGUAACCCCUUGGGUAAGAAUCUGAAUAAAGUCUCUGCUGAGACAAA